UUCUGGCUGUUGUAUUCUUUCAAUUUUUAUUAUUCUAUAGUUUCAAAGACAAUGGGCUUGGCUACUAUAAUUGAAAAUGAAGCUCAUUUCCAAUCGGAAAUGGCUAACGCUGGCACGAAGCUCGUUGUUGUCGACUUUACAGCAACUUGGUGCCCACCCUGCCAACGGAUCGCGCCGUUCUUCGAACAGCUGCCAGCGAAAUUCCCAAGGGCGGUAUUCCUCAAAGUGGACGUAGACAGAUGCGCUGAGACUGCGAGCGCUCAAGGCAUCAGCGCUAUGCCAACAUUCUUAUUUUACAGAAACAGGACAAGGAUUGAUAGGCUACAAGGUGCUGACCCUUCCACUCUAGAGAGCAAAGUCAGACAGUACUAUGGCACUGAAGAAGCUGGUGAUGAAGAUAAUACAGUGGCAGGGCAUAUGGACCUUGUAACAUUCAUAUCUAAGAAUGAAUGUGAGUGCCUGAAUGAGGCUGAUGACCACCCAAUGACUCACGCCCUGACCAGUGGUGGAGGCUAUCUCGCCAGUGACUGUGAUGAACAACUUAUCAUCAAUAUUGCAUUCAACCAGUUGGUGAAACUACACUCUUUGAAAAUCAAAGCUCCUGCUGACAAGGGACCGAAGUUUGUAAAACUUUUCAUCAACCAGCCACGGACACUGGACUUUGACCAGGCAGCUGGAAACUCCUCCGUGCAGGAUAUUGAGUUUACACAAAGUGAUUUGGAGACUGGCAAUCCAGUGCCGCUUAAGUUCGUCAAAUUCCAGAGUGUGCAGAACAUCCAGCUAUUUAUCAAGGACAACCAGUCUGGAGGGGAGGUAACACAGAUUGAUCACUUUGCAUUCUAUGGCUCACCCAUCUCCACUACCAACAUGGGAGAGUUCAAACGCGUGGCCGGCAAGAAAGGCGAGAGCCACUAGCCAAUAUUGUAAAAAUGAAUCAUUUCUCAAACUGUGUCAAAACAUAAAUUUCUUUAAUAUAUUAUGAUCCAUACAUAAAUAAUUUAACUACUAAAUUAUGUUUAAUAAUAUUAUUGUUUUAAGUGUAAAGGUCAUUCCAGGGCCACAGUUUGUUAAAUGGGAUUCAGGAAUAUCUACAAUUUGUAUAUUCAAUAAAUAAAAUGAAUGAAUUACG
Molecule: messenger RNA, 1129 nt
Organism: Pectinophora gossypiella (pink bollworm)
Lineage: Eukaryota; Metazoa; Arthropoda; Insecta; Lepidoptera; Gelechiidae
Gene: Txl
Product: thioredoxin-like protein 1
Exons: 6
Coding region: 52-915 (287 amino acids)
Source: RefSeq, a predicted model, not a curated record